AUGAUUAAAUUAAAAAAUAAAUAUUUUAACAUCUUAACAAUAAUAAACAAAAGAUAUAGCAAAAUGGCUGAACAUAGCAACGUUAUUCACCUUAACUACAAAGAAUUCGAUGCCAAAUACACCGAAUUGAAGUAACAAGGCAAACCCUUCGCAGUUUUAUUCACUGGUGACAAUGUUCCUGGAACUACUGACUCAUGGUGUGGAGAUUGCGUCAGAGCUCACCCUGUUAUUUAAUCAACUGUUAUUCCUAAAUGUGCUGAGCUUAAUAUUCCCUUUUUGGAAGUUUUAGUUGGUUUAAGAGAAGAAUGGAGAACUCCUACUCAUUCAAUUAGAAACCACCCUGAUCUUAUGUUAACUAAUAUUCCUACUUUACUUCUCAAUCAAAAGGGUAAAUUCAUCAAGAAAUUAGUUGAAGGUCAAAUCCUUAACAAAGGACUUCUUGAAGACUUCUUUGAAUUAGACGAUUGA
This is a messenger RNA of Tetrahymena thermophila SB210, 468 nucleotides long. RefSeq names its product thioredoxin domain protein. Gene Ontology annotation, molecular function: protein-disulfide reductase [NAD(P)H] activity. The record is from RefSeq and is a predicted model, not a curated record. Lineage: Eukaryota; Ciliophora; Oligohymenophorea; Hymenostomatida; Tetrahymenidae. Gene Ontology annotation, cellular component: cytosol. The transcript has 3 exons.